AUGGGGCGGGACACGGGGGACGGGGACGUGGAAGGGGUCGGGUCACGGAACGGGGACGCUGGGGGAUCGGGGCACGGAGAGAAUGUGGAGACUGGGGGAUCGGGGCACGGAGAGAAUGUGGACACUGGGGGAUCGGGGCACGGGGAGAAUGUGGAGACUGGGGGAUCGGGGCACGCCCCGGCGGCGGGCUCCGCCGGGGCGCUAUCCCCGCCCGCCCCCGCCUCCAAGUGGGUGCGGCUGAACGUGGGCGGCACGUACUUCGUGAGCACCCGGCAGACGCUGUGCCGGGAGCCCAAGUCCUUCCUGUGCCGGCUCUGCUGCCAGGAGGGGCCCGAGCUCGGCUCCGACAAGGAUGAGACAGGGGCCUAUCUCAUUGACAGAGACCCCACGUACUUCGGUCCCAUACUGAACUACCUCCGGCACGGGAAGCUCAUCAUAAACAAGGAGCUUGCAGAGGAAGGGGUGCUGGAAGAGGCUGAGUUUUACAACAUCGCAUCCCUUGUGCGGCUGGUGAAGGAGCGGAUACGGGACAACGAGAACAGAACCUCUCAAGGACCCGUGAAACACGUGUACAGAGUGCUGCAGUGCCAAGAGGAAGAGCUCACACAGAUGGUGUCCACCAUGUCCGACGGAUGGAAAUUUGAACAGCUGAUUAGCAUUGGAUCUUCCUAUAACUACGGAAACGAAGACCAGGCAGAAUUCCUCUGUGUUGUGUCCAGGGAGCUCAACAAUUCUACCAAUGGCAUUGUCAAGGAGCCAAGUGAGAAGGCCAAGAUUCUUCAGGAGCGAGGAUCCCGGAUGUAAUUCAAGUGUCCACUCCAUCACACUCCCGGAUGUCACAGGGCAGUCCAGCUGGGCAGAGCAUCUCUCCACAGAGCAACCCAGCCCUUGUACAAUAACCAAGCUAAUGCAAAGCAAAGCCAAGCCUGUCCUGCCAAUGGCAAAUAAUUCUGGUCAUAACCAAAGGCUUUUCUCUUACCCUGGAAACGGAGGAAGGAAAAGACUCUACCAGCUGGAUAGUCCUUCCCGCAAGUAUUGUUUUAUUUAGUUGGCCAGCGCUGUAUUGAAUUUUUCCGACAAUGGCUGGGCCGGAUUCCCAGUCAGAGCCUUUGUGAAGGUUGCUCAGGUCCUCAGGCCCUUGUAAUCAAUCCCACCUUUCACAGGUUGCUGUGGGUGGGAAGGUCUAUAUUUGAGCUGUGCCAUUUCUUGCACCCAGGUCUGCCACCAGAAAAGUGCAGGGACCUUGCAGUGCUCCCCACUUCUUCCCCAAAUCUGAAGAACAGGACUUUAAAAGUAGGAACAAAACAACCAUUUCUAAAAAAUCCACACAAACUUUUCCAUCCUUGCUUUGUAUUUGUUCCUUGUUCAGUUCCUAAGAGCUGAGUUUAGAUCUGAGGGGAGGGGAGGGGAGUUGUGUGUCCAUCUGACGCAGGUCUCACUGGUAACACUAUUACACAUGGGCUCCUGGUAUUUUCCAAAGCCCCUUACUUUGCAUGCUUAAACAAAGAGGCCUGUGUUCACCCAAAAUAGUGAUAGAGUGAUAGUCCUGUCCUUUACACUUCUCCACACAGCAAGAGUGGUGACAUCUUCCCCUCCAGUACCCUGCCAUGGCCAUAUCUUAGCCUGGUGCAAAGUCACAAGGUUUAGGGACUUGCUGCUGCCAAGUUCAGCUUUGCCUUGUUUGUCUCCAGCAGUGUGGGCUCUGUCUCCUUCCCUCUCACCAGGGAAGGCUUCAGGCAGAAUUUCUUUUGUACUGUACCAAGCAGGUAGGUUUGUCUGACCCCACGAGAUCCUUUGCAGAGGAGAUCCCCUAUUUACACGCAGUAAUUUACCUGCAGCCCCCACCUUUAAGGGAUCACCUCAAAUUACAGAGGGACAUCACAGAACUGGGGUGGGGGGAUUUGGUGAAAAGUUGCCAAACUAUUGUAAUGUUUUUGUCCAAAGUGAUGUGUCAACUUUUGUGACUUUUCUUUCCUUUUUUUUUUUUUUUUUUUUUUU
Messenger RNA from Ficedula albicollis (Collared flycatcher), 1998 nucleotides. It is a transcript of the gene KCTD2, whose product is annotated as potassium channel tetramerization domain containing 2. The record is from RefSeq and is a predicted model, not a curated record. Gene Ontology annotation, cellular component: cytoplasm; Cul3-RING ubiquitin ligase complex. Gene Ontology annotation, molecular function: cullin family protein binding. The transcript is spliced from 7 exons. NCBI's taxonomy places the organism in Eukaryota, Metazoa, Chordata, Aves, Passeriformes, Muscicapidae. Bases 1 to 804 code for a protein of 267 amino acids. Gene Ontology annotation, biological process: protein homooligomerization; proteasome-mediated ubiquitin-dependent protein catabolic process.